Messenger RNA from Schistosoma turkestanicum, 684 nucleotides. Lineage: Eukaryota; Metazoa; Platyhelminthes; Trematoda; Strigeidida; Schistosomatidae. The record is from the annotation of a GenBank genome assembly.
AUGAGUAGGCAAAUUGAUUUAUAUUUUUGUGUAAUCCAUGUAUAUACAAAUCAUGAUUACUUGUAUCUACAUAACUGCCUAAUUCAAAUAAAGGAGGAAUUAUUGGUUAAUUGCAAUCUAGACAUUUUAGUUUUGACAAGACAAGCAUCUGGAGCAAUGACAUUACCAGUUUGCAACAGUACCGUUAAUAAAACAGAGUGCAUGUUUUCCUCAAUCCAUUGGACAGAUCUGAAACUGACAUAUGGUCUCGCUUUAAUAAUUAUCGCACUAAUAUGGGCACUCAUACUGGUACUCACAAAAAAAACACACUCUCCAUCUUCAUGGAAUUCAAUCUUAAUUAUUGAAACCUUGAUCCUAUUGAUUAUCGGUGUUACAUUACACACUCCAAAUGUAAACAAUUAUGUGCAAGUCAUUGCUUUCAUAGUGCCAUGCUUGUUGACGAUCUUCGCUAUGAUAUUGGGUCAGAGAUUAUUAAGCUCAGCAGUCAAAUGGAGGAUACUACUUUUUUCAGUUUCCUGUGUACUGGCAAUAGUUGGAAUGGUCUCUAACAUUUUAAGUGUCAUUUACAAGGAUAAACCAAACAUUGCAUUGAUAAUUUCAUCAUUCAUUUGCUGGUGUGCUGUUAUGUUUACUGUGAUUGCAUUGACCAUAUAUUAUUUGUUCACAGCUACAUCAAAAAAAUAA